Messenger RNA from Belonocnema kinseyi, 1735 nucleotides. Its product is annotated as peroxidase-like. The coding region runs from base 47 to 1735 and encodes 562 amino acids. Gene Ontology annotation, biological process: response to oxidative stress. The transcript is spliced from 10 exons. The record is from RefSeq and is a predicted model, not a curated record. Gene Ontology annotation, molecular function: peroxidase activity; heme binding. Lineage: Eukaryota; Metazoa; Arthropoda; Insecta; Hymenoptera; Cynipidae.
AUAGUUUUAAAAAAAUCCUUUGAUACUGUUUUAAAAACAUAUUGAAAUGAUUAAAAGAUAUUUUUCGAUCCUGCUAUCACUCAUAGUUGGGGUAAUCGCUCAAAAAAAUGACCUUAAACAAGAAGUAACGCCUGAGACUAUGGACAUUCUAUGCGGCGAUGUUUUCCCAUAUACGUGCCAAGAAUCGAGGUACCGAAGUAUUAAUGCCUCCUGCAAUAAUCUGUUGCAUCCCACCUGGGCAAUGCCAUUUACGAGAAAUUUACGUCUUCUUCCUGCAGAUUAUGCUGACGGAAUUCGUUCUCCUAGGUUGUCCAAAAGUGGACAUCCGUUACCACUUCCUAGGAAACUCAGCACUGAAUUAAACCCCAAUGACGUAAAUGUUGAUAAAAAGUUUACUUUAGCCACAAUGCAAAUGGGUCAGGUUAUUGCACAUGAUUUGUCGUUGGUAAAUGGUCCUAAAGGCACACCGAAAAAUCAGUGUUGUUCAACACAAGGGAAGCUGGACAAAGAUUAUUUUAAAAAACCUUUGUGCUAUCCACUUAUUAUUCCCAAAGAUGAUCCAGGUUACAAAAACAGUGGAGUAGAGUGUCUUUUCCCAUUCCUACGUACUAUUACAGAUUUGGAUAGUGGCUGUUCUAUAGAAAAAGGGGCUGCGACACAGCUGACAGUGGUUACACAUGUCCUAGAUUUAUCUUUAGUUUAUGGAUCUAAUGAUUCAGACGCGUCACUUUUGCGAAGAGGAAAAGGUGGAAGCUUAAGAUUCAAAAUACGAAACAAUCAAGAAUGGCCACCGACCGUAAAAGAACAAUAUAAUCUUUGUAAUGGAACAGCAAACGUUUGUUACAGAGCUGGUGACUCGAGAAUAAAUCAGAAUCCACAAUUAACAGUCUUGCAGAUUGUUUUGUUUAGAGAACACAAUCGAAUCGCUAAAUUCUUGGCUAAACUAAAUUCCCAUUGGUCUGAUGAAAAGAUUUUCCAAGAAACAAGAAGAAUUAUGAUUGCUGUACAUCAGAGCAUUAUAUAUCACGAGUGGUUGCCUUUAAUUUUAGGUCUCAGGAAUUGUUACAAGAACAAACUCAUUUAUAAAACCAAGGAAUAUGUGAACGAUUAUGAUCCUUUAGUGAAUCCCGGCAUUCUCAAUGAAUUUGCAUCUGCCGCUUUUCGCUCCCUCCACACAUUAGUUGCUGGAAAUCUUAAACUUGUUAAGGAGAAUCGACAGUUUCCUAAUUCUAUCUUAAGAUUAGGUGAACACUUUUUCAAUGCAACUAUCGUCGAAAAAGGUCAAAACUAUAAUGAUAUGGCGAGAGGAUUAUUUACCCAGCCUUCAGAAGCGGCUGAUAAGUACUACGAUAAAGAGAUAACUCUUUUUUUGGGAAGAGUAACAAAGAAUCUGGGAACUGAUCUUCGAGCCUUUGAUAUUCAAAGAGGACGUGACCACGGUCUUAGAUCUUACAUUGAAUAUCGCACUUUCUGCGGACUUCCAGAAGUUUCUCGCUGGGAUGACUUGCUAGAUUUAAUUUCUCCUGAGGAUGUUUUAAAAUUGUCCGAUCUAUACGAGACACCAGCUGAUGUAGAUUUAACAGUAGGAGCGAGUUUAGAAAAAAAUGUGCCACACUCUUUGGUUGGACCAACGUUCCACUGUCUUUUAACUCAGCAAUUUCUUAGAACAAGAAUAGGUGAUCGCUACUGGUAUGAAAAUGGAAAUAGUGGAACACCUUUUACCCGUAGUGAGUAA